AUGAAGACGACCAAGGGGGGCAAGGUGAUGAACCCCACCGACGCCUUCCGCAAGGAGCAGCGGAAGAAGGAGCUCAAGCGGAACAAAAAAGAAAGGAAGAAGGUGCGGGAAGUUGGUAUUUUGAAAAAGGAUCCAGAGGCUAUACGGGAGCAGAUUGAGAAAUUGGAGAAGAUGAAGGCUGAUGGUGCUCUCGACAAGGCUAGGAAACAUAAGAAAAGACAGCUUGAGGAUACGUACAAUCUUAUUGUUAAGAAACGAAAGGAAUAUGAACAGAAAAUGAAAGAGAAGGGUGAGCAACCGAUUAUGUUCAGCCAUCUUGCACCACCAAAGAGUCGGCCUACAGCAGAUGAAGAUGAUAGAGCUAAUCUUAAGGCCGAGGACUCUGUUUACUAUCAUCCAACCUUAAAUCCAUCUGGAGCGCCGCCACCUGGAAAACCUCCGAUGUACAAAUCAUCUAUAGGACCAAGGAUCCCACUGCCUUCCUCAUCCAGCACCGGGGCCUCAUCUUCCAUGUCAGAGUCUGAAGCAGGUCCAUCGACCCUACCACCCCCUCCACCGCCACCACCAUUGCCAGCCACCUCAGAGUCCAUUGAUCCAUCUGCUCCUCCUUUCCCUUUGCCUCCACUCCCACCACCGCCCCCACCACCACCUAAACCUAACAGUGACACAGCACUACCAGGAUUACCUCCGCCACCUCCGCCUCCUCCUGGCCCACCUCCGAGAGAACCUGUAUCAGGUCAUACAGUACCUCCACCACCUCCACCCCCAUCAAAUCCACCACCAGCGUCUAGUGCAAAUGAGAGCAAAACAAAUUCUGCUCAGCCCUCAGUUGUCCUGCCUCCACCACCCCUGCCACCUGGUUUGCCACCAAAAUCAACUGACAUGGAGGCCGCUAGCACUUCAAAGGACACUCCUGGACUUAAAGAAGAUACUGCAGCGAGGGUCUUGCCACCACCGCCUCCACCCAGUUUGCCACCUUUACCUCCAAGGCCUCCAAUGCAAUCUGAUAUGCUAGCUCCUGGAGUCAUGAGAUUUCCACCUCCUCCGCCACCACCAGAUUCAAGGCCACCGCUUAUGGCUCCUGGAGUUAACAGGCCCCCUCCACCUCCUCCAGGAUUUCCCCCGUCUCAAAUGCCAAUGCCACCGUAUGGUGUGCUCCCUGGUCCGCCACCGAUGCUUCGGCCUCCAUUUUUGCCAGGACCCCCUAUGCAACUAGAUGAGUUUGCUGCCUUCGCACCACGGCCUCAGUUACCUCAGCAGCCAUCAUAUGUGAAGUCAGCUGCCCCAACAGUUGUAAAGAGACCAUUAGCACAACACACUCCUGAGCUGACGGCUAUGGUUCCUGCAUCAGUCCGGGUCAAGAGAGAAUCUGCUCUCCCCAAACCGAAACCAAAGGUGCAGCAGCAGCAGCAGUCAUCAACAGCAUCCAUUUCAAAGCCUUCGGUGACCCUCAUAAGAAGUGAUGCUCAGCCUUCUUCAGCAGCACCAAAGCCGCCAAGUAUGGAUGACUCUUAUAUGGCAUUCUUGGAAGAUAUGAAGGAACUAGGGGCACUUGAUGGGUAA
Miscanthus lutarioriparius is the source of this 1563-nucleotide messenger RNA. The record is from the annotation of a GenBank genome assembly. Lineage: Eukaryota; Viridiplantae; Streptophyta; Magnoliopsida; Poales; Poaceae.